AAUGAACCACCAAUAGUAAAUAAGCAAACUAAUGAUGAAAGCAUUAUGAAUAUUGAAGAUCACUAUGAUUAUCGACAAGUGUAUUUGAAAACAUUAAUAAAUUCUGUUUCAGAAAAACUAAUUCAUGAAAAAAUUGCACAUGCAUUGUUUCACAUAUCAUUAAUGCCAACAAGAUGGUUUCAGGACAAUACUUUAAGUAAAGUUGAUUUGGCUUCUAAUGAGCCUUUUAUUGAAGCAUCAUUUAAAAAAGAUAAAGAUCAAAAAGCAUUAGACAAUCUUAUAUUAUCAUAUAUUUCAGAACAAGAAGCAAGCUGA
Messenger RNA from Dentiscutata erythropus, 315 nucleotides. The record is from the annotation of a GenBank genome assembly. Lineage: Eukaryota; Fungi; Glomeromycota; Glomeromycetes; Diversisporales; Gigasporaceae.